This is a messenger RNA of Akanthomyces muscarius, 447 nucleotides long. RefSeq lists its product as uncharacterized. The transcript has a single exon. NCBI's taxonomy places the organism in Eukaryota, Fungi, Ascomycota, Sordariomycetes, Hypocreales, Cordycipitaceae. Bases 1 to 447 code for a protein of 148 amino acids. The record is from RefSeq and is a predicted model, not a curated record.
AUGCCCAGGGGGACAGAGAACAACCCUGAAGACUUUCGCUGGCGGUACGUCGAGGUAGCGCUUCCCAACAUCUCGAGCGCCGAGCGCAUGUACGCUCGCAUCCUCAUUGCCAAGAUUGAAGACGACGACCGCCUGGAGCUGCUCCUGCGAGAGACGCCCCGCCCGCGUGCCAUCGAGAAUGAUCCAGUGGCCACGGCAUUGCGCGAGGGCUACGACUCGCACGUGUGGGUGGCGGAGGUGCUGGAGCAGCUGGCGGGCAUGGGCAAGAAGAACCGAAUCGUAGGCAAGGGGGUGCUUGACUGGCAGCAGAUUGAGCGCACGGCGCGACGGUAUGUGGCGUUGAAGAUGGCUACCGACAGAUACAACGAGAGUUAUCUGAAGGAGUCAGGGUGUCUGCUGCCGAAGCCGGCUUGGGAUAUGCUGCAGGACGAGGAGAUUACUCCCUGA